AUUGACCGACCACAAAGUGGCUCGCUUUCGCUAGGGUCUGAAAUCACAUCGACUCGUACCAUCAUCGUCUUCUCUACUCCGUGCUCUCUCGCUUUUCUGCAUGCCCAUUCGCCCACCAUGAGCGUGGGCAAGGAGCACAAGCACAGCGACUUCUACAGCACCGAGAAUCCCAUACCGAAUAUCCAGCGCUUCGUCAAGAAGGGGCUCUCGACGCUGGUUGCCAAGAGGGCUGCCGGAGGUAGCUCGGAGGAGUCUGAGAGCGAUGAGGAUGACGAAGAUGAGGAUGACAGGCAGCUGCCUGAUGGUGGAACAGCAGGAGAGGCAUCGUCCUCUGGGUCGCUGAGAAGUGGAGGGAAGCUGAGCAAGGUGCUUCACCCGAACAGAGAGAGGAGGAUGCGACAGCAGGACGAAGCAUCUUCGCAACGGAGCAAGACAGACGACAGGGACACUGGGCAUGACGACGAGGACGAGGAUGAGGAAGCGAAGGAGGAAGAGGAGAAGGCGCCAGAGGAGCGCGCCCAGGAGAAAGCAUCAGGCAAGUACCGCAAGCAAAAGCGCGGCAAGGCCACAAAUGUCUAUGAUCCAAUUACGGAGCAGGAAAUCAAGGUCCGAGACGUGCGCAAACGUGACUAUCGGACGGCCAUGGACCGCGAAGAGGCGCGAAGACACGGCAGAGACAUGUACAGCGAAGAUUCGCAACGCCCAGUCAAUCUCGCAAAGGGCGUCUUCCCUCCUGAACAGCCUUUACCAGAGCUCAGGGAUGUCCAUCCCUGGCUGCUGCCACUCUGGCUAACCUGGUCGCUCAGCUUCAUCAUCUGGUCUCGAUCAUCCACUGCUAUCGCCUUUGCUCUAGUCAACGCCUGGCUAGGUUGGUGGGCAUUCCGGCAUAUCAAGCUCGGAGUGGACGAGAAGAGGUGGGAGCGGGAGAGUGCAAGAGGCAAGUCAGCGAACAUCGCCUCCUUGAAUAGCUACGAUCAGUCGACCAAGGGCCAGACAGGCGGAGUCGCAGGAUCACAGAGCAACAUGGAGGGGGCCGAGUGGCUAAAUAGCAUGCUGCAGAGCAUGUGGGAAGUCAUUGACCCGGCGCUCUUUGAGGCUGCGGCUGGCACGCUGGAGGACGUCAUGCAGGCGUCGGCUCCUUCCUUCAUCCACAUGAUUAAGGUCGCUGAUCUCGCUCACGGUCUGACGCCGCUUCGAGUUGCUGGAGUCAAGGCAGAGUACGUAAACCCCUCGAAAGACGGUGAUGGCGGCGGCAGCGGCGAUGACGGUGGCGAGGCAGACGAUGCAGGCAAGGUGAUCAACCUGCAAAUGUCCGUUGUGUACUCAGCCGCCAGAACUGGAGCAGCCAUGACCACGCGCAGCCGCAAUGCUCGGCUCGUCAUCUAUUUCUACCUCGGUCUACGCAAAUUCGUCUCCAUACCGCUGCCAGUCUGGGUAGAGAUCAAAGGGUUUGUAGGAACAGUGCGAGCAAGGCUUCAACUUAGCCCGGAGGCGCCAUUCAUCAAAAAUGUCACCGUCACCUUCCUCGGCCUGCCCCGCGUGCGCGUCGAGGUGGUCCCGUUGAAGGUCAACCUCGCCGACAUCCCGCUGCUGAGCGGGUUUGUCCAGUCGUCCAUCGAUGCUGCGUUGGCAGAAUACUGCGCACCGUCGAGCUUGACGCUGGACGUUGGCGAGAUCCUCAUGGGCGACAAUAUCAAGCGAGAGGUGAAUGCGCUCGGCGUGCUAGCGGUCUGGAUUCAUCGCGCCUACGACUUGGAGAAGCAGGAUCGUCGAGGCUCCUCAGACCCGUACGUCACCGUCAGCUACAGCCGACUGGGGAAAGUUCUCUAUGCUACGCGCGUAGCGCUGAACGACCUCAAUCCGCGCUGGGAGGAGUGUCACAUCCUCUUGGUCACGGCAGAGGCGGUCCGAGCGAAAGAGAAGAUCUCUCUGGCCCUCUACGAUAGCGACCUGCUUACCGCUGACGACAUCCUGGGGAGGGUCGAGUUCGACAUCGCCCCCUUGAUCAGACGGCCAGGUCAUCGCUUCCAUCGUAGCGACGCUUUGAUGGGACUGCGUAAUGAUCACACGAAGAAGGGGCAGGUGGAAACGACGGUGGCAUUCUAUAAGAAAUCGUCGAAUCGCGUCGAAAGGCAAAGAAUGGAGCAGGGGAAGAAGCAUGGACAGGAUGCAACGAAGGAGCGGGGAAACGACAUGCAGAUGAAAGGCAGCAACAGCAGCAGCACAAGCGAUGGUGAAAGUGCCGUUGCAAACGCUGGCAAGAAAGCCUCAAGCUCACCAGAGGGCCACAAAGACAGCAACGGUGAUGGCGACCCGUUCGAGAAUCUCGACGAGAAGACCAGCACGAGAGACUUGCUCAAGAUGUUGGACGCUGCUGAAAGCUCGAGGCAGACGCGCAACCAGCAAUCCUCCGUUCAAUUUUCGCCCCCGCAUCCGGACGUGCCAAGCGGCAUCCUCUCGAUCCAAGUGCACAACAUCGAAGACCUCGGAUUCCGCAAUGCCGGCGCCCAAAAGGGAAAGAGCAAUGCUCGAGGCGGCCAGGCAGGCAGCGCGGCGCAGCAAGUGGACGACGUCGAAGACGAGCAAGAGGAGUCGGCCGACACGCCCAGCUCCUACGUCUCCAUCAUUCUCAACGACGCCACCAUCAUGCGAUCCCGCGUCAAGGCAUUGACGCGCAACCCUUUCUUCAAUGUUGGGACCGAACGAUUUCUCAGAGACUGGCGCCGUGCGUACGUCAUGGUCGUCGUACGGGAUCGCCGCCUACGCGAGGAGGACGCCCUACUGGGUGUGGUACCGAUCAAACUCUCGACUCUCUUUUCGGAACACGGCACCAGCCAAGUCACACAGCACUUCCCUCUUGCUGGCGGUCUCGGAUACGGUCGCGUGCGCAUUUCGGUGCUCUUCAGGCCUGUAGAGGGGAUGCAACUCGACAAGAGCAAGCUGGGCUUCGACAUAGGGACUAUGCGAGUGCACAGUAGUCCGAGAGCUAUUGAGCUCAAAGACCCGAGCCUGCUGAAGCUCUGCUCAUUGAGAAUGCGAACUCUUGCGGGGCAGGUGAAGCUGACGAGCCGACAUCAGCGCACAGUGGACAAUGGAGAUCUGGAAUGGAGGGUGAAGCCUGAGGACUUGUGGUUGCGGGUACCGGCCAGGAGACGCUACAGUGCGCCCUUUCUUCUGGAGUUCAGAAGGCCGAACGCGGUAGGUAAAAAGUCGCUCGUUGCUGCGAGCAUCAUCUGGCUUCAAGACGUCGAGGACGAUGCGAGAUGGGAGGCAAGGCUGCCGAUUUACAAGGGCGACCCUGAUCUCCACCGCUUCCUUCAGAACUACCACGACUGGCGCAACGAAUCCGAAGCCUGCUCGCUCGGCGUGACCCGCGUCGGCACUUUAGUCGUGGAUCUGCAAUUCAAGUCUGGCAUCGGCCUCGCCCACGCCAGGCUUGACACCAACCCGGACAGCAGAGCGGUGAUGCAGGCCUGGGAGGCAUGCGUUGCUGCUGGGUUGAGGAGCGAGAAUGGAGACUUUGUACGUGAUAAUGAGGAGGAUAGCGAGGUUGUCGGAGACGAAGCGAGGGAAAGUCAGGCGACUGAAGAGAGUGAGGGAGAGUCAGACGAUGAGGAUGGUACACGAACUACUGCGCAGCGCAACUCCCCUCAAGGACAUGAUGCGGAUAGGCAAGGUCAGGACGUCGACUCUGAUGACAUCGACGACAGCCGUGAUUCAGAGGACAUUGACUCGCGCUGCAAGGGCGCAGACCCCGCUUCAAAGGCACCCCUGUCCAGCAGACUCCGCGAAUGGCGCGCCGAGUGGCGGGAGCUGGACCGACAACACCGCGGCCUGCGAGCACACAAGACGGUCCGCAGCCUAGACUGGGCGGCUGGCGGGGUGAAGAGGGCAGGAAGCAAGAUGAAGCAGGGCCUGAGCGUGCAGGACAGGGCUGCGCAGCCAAUAGACUCGGAGCUCUAA
Messenger RNA from Jaminaea rosea, 3963 nucleotides. RefSeq lists its product as hypothetical. Lineage: Eukaryota; Fungi; Basidiomycota; Exobasidiomycetes; Microstromatales. The transcript is spliced from 5 exons. Gene Ontology annotation, molecular function: lipid binding. The coding region runs from base 118 to 3963 and encodes 1281 amino acids. The record is from RefSeq and is a predicted model, not a curated record.